Molecule: messenger RNA, 1455 nt
Organism: Aspergillus terreus NIH2624
Lineage: Eukaryota; Fungi; Ascomycota; Eurotiomycetes; Eurotiales; Aspergillaceae
Product: COP9 signalosome complex subunit 1
Exons: 4
Coding region: 1-1455 (484 amino acids)
Cellular component (GO): COP9 signalosome
Source: RefSeq, a predicted model, not a curated record
AUGGAAUCGCUGCCGCCCGAUACAUUUGACACUCCGUCCACGUCCUACCCAGGUCAUGGUCCGAGUGCGGGUGCCGAUCUCGAUAAUAUAACUGGAAAUGCGACGUCAGCAGCACCCUUUGUCAAGGUGGACGACCCACCCAAGUUCGAGUUGGAAUCAUACAUCGCGAACUACACUGGUCGGACAAGAUACAAUCGGCUGUACCUCAUUGGCACUUGCUCCACCUAUCUAUCUGUCGAGGCACUCAAAGCCGCAAUUUCCGAAGCUAAAUCAGGGAAGGACGUAUCCAGAUAUGAGUCCGCAGUCCAAGCUCUCGCUGAAGUUGCACCAAAUGAACCGGAGGCCAAGCGAGAUGGGGAAUGGGUGGAUCGGAUGCAAAAGAUGGUCAAGGCCGAGACAGAUCGGCUAGAGCACGAACUGCGGGGCUACAAGAACAAUCUGAUCAAAGAAAGCAUACGGAUGGGAAAUGAGGAUCUUGGGCAACAUUAUCACCAAAUUGGCGAUCUCGUCAAUGCAUCCAAGGCCUAUUCUCGCAUGAGAGAUUACUGUACGACACCGACCCACAUUGCAUCCAUGCUGUUCAAGAUCAUCAACGUGGCGAUUGAACGGGGUGACUGGCUGAGUGUUCAGUCGAAUGUUCAGAGGCUACGCAACGUCCAAUCGAAACAGGAAGAGCAGGCCAAGAAUCAGCCCAAGAUGUCCGCCGCCCUCGGUCUAUCUCAGCUGCACUCGGGAUAUUACCUGGACGCAGCGAACACCUUUCUGGGCACCGACCCGAGCCUGGGGGACUCAUACAAUGAAGUGAUCACGGCCAACGACGUCGCUGUGUACGGCGGGCUCUGCGCUCUGGCGUCGAUGGAUCGCAACGAGCUCCAGCGUCGCGUGCUCGACAACAACUCGUUCCGCAACUUCCUCGAACUAGAACCGCACAUCCGCCGGGCCAUCUCGUUCUUCUGCAACUCGAAAUUCCAGCCCUGUCUGGAGAUCCUUGAAGCGUACGCCACUGACUAUCUCCUUGAUAUCCAUCUCCAGCGCCACGUCCGCACGCUGUUCACGCGCAUCCGCACCAAGUCUAUUCAGCAGUACCUCGUUCCUUUCAGUCGCGUGACGCUCGACUCCAUGUCGAGGAUCUUCGUCUCGGGUGGUGCCAAUGGCCAGCAGGCGGCUCCUAUCGAUCUCAAGUCGCCAUUUGUUCAGGAACUGAUCGGUCUGAUCGAGGACGGCACGCUGGAUGCGCGUAUUGAUCUGGAGAAAAUGGUUCUCGUGUCCAACCAGACCGACUUGCGGACGGAGGUGCAGCAGGCUGCGCUGCGGAGUGUGUCGGAGUACGUCCGUGAGGCGCAUCUGCGGAUACUCCGGACCAACAUCAUCCAUUCGGGGUUGGAAGUGCGCGAGAAAACUCAGCGGGAGAGAGGGCCGUCGAAGUAUCAUCGCGGAGCGACGGGUAACUUCUAG